ACCUUUCCAGCCCUUCGCCCCACCGCGCCCCUCGCCACUUGCCCCACCCCUCGCCCAGCCAGCCCCCGGUUUCUCGAGAUCAGCCUCUCCCCUCCCUUGCUGGUAUGCCACAGACUCUGUCCCCGACGGCCAUGCUCCCUGGCCCCUUUGUGUACCAUCACUCCCCGGGCAUGGGAGGCGGUAUCUAUUCGCACAUGGACGCGCGUGCCGAGGCUGGUGACUAUGCCACUGGGCUGCCUCCUACACACCAUCUCGGCUCGGGCGGUGACUCCCUGCGCGCCGGGAUCCGUCCAUCCGGGGGGCCCAUGCAUCCGACGCCCUUUGGCGCGCGCCCGGAGUCCAGCUUGCGUGUGGUCAAGCCUCGCCAUCGGCUGGAGCUCACCUCGCCGACUCGGGUGACUGGCCUCAGCCUGGCGGCUCUCCAGGCCAGCGCCCCGACCACCCUCCGGCCUGAUGCCACCCCCCUGCCGAAGACCGAGCCGGUGUUCCCCCAGCCUCAGGCCGAUCCGCUGGCGGGACUGGACACUGCCGGUGCCCGAGGGAACCCCCCCGUAUCGGCUGUUUCCCUGGAUCCGGCCAAGCCCUCCACCAUUCCGCUGAGCUUUCGCCACUUAUGGCGCACUGUCAACCGGGCCUUCCCUCCCAGCCUGGUUGUCAGCCGCACCGCGGCCGGCGGUGGCCGGCGCGAUGCCAGCCCCGACGAUGAGGACGAUGAUGUUCCCCUCUCCAAGCAGGAGGCCACCUGCGGUCGACUGGCCAUCCUCUCCUCCGGGCAUCUGGAUCCCAUGAAGCGGGCCCUUGGGGACAUCCUCCAGCACUAUCGAGUUGACAGCGCUUCGCGGCACCCGCUGAACCAAUCUUUCUCGUGCAUUGCCAGUAACCUUCCCCUGGGGACGGCCCGCUCACGUGUCGAGACCCAGAGCCACAUCAAGAUGGUCAUGAUCGAUCAGCUUGACACUUGUCCAUGGACGCACAUUGCCAUUCCCCAGGAGUUGAUCCAGCUUGAUCGAAAUGUCCGCCCUGUCAAGAAGUCCCCCAAUUUGGAUCCCUCCAAGGUCCUCUCCGUGGAGAUUCUGGUCGCCUGCGCCAGUGACUUCUCCAAGGGCCCGGUGUCCAUGUGCAACGAUUGUGUUUCGCGCGAGCACCGCCGCAUGGUCAAGCGCCUGGACAGCCGGAUCAAACGCCUCCAACAGCAGGCCGGCGGCUCUUUCGACAAGCUUGUUGCCCUGCCCGGAUUUGCGCAUCUCCGUGGCCAGCAGCUGGAACCGCUCCUCCGGGACAUGAGCGGCCCGGUGACGGCCGACGCCCUGCGUGCGCUCCCUGGCGCGAGUGCUUCCACCUCCGAGACUCCGGUCGCCCGGCCAGCCUCCGUCGAGGUGUUCAUCAAUUCCCUCGAGUCCUAUCGUCAGGCAUUGGUGAACUUGGACGAGGCCACUCAUCAGGGCCCGCAGUCGGAUGAUCACCUGCGAAUCAUUGUGUUCAACUCUUCGCAGCACAUUCCCCUGACCGAUGGCAUGGCCAAGUUUCGCGUUCGCAUCACUUGUUACUCGCGUCACCAUCAGGAGUUGACUGGUUAUUGCUUGGUCUUCAUUUUCCGUGAUCAUCAGGGUCGCUUUGUCACGGCGACCGUGGCUCCUCCGAUCAUGGUCACCGAUGACCACAAAAGUGCCAAGGUCAACCGGCGCGCCGGCGGUGCCGGGGCUGGCUCCGGACGCGAUCGGGCAGGCUCUUCGGCCCCCCCCUCGCCAGAUCGGCUUCUCCCGGCCGCCGGCACUUUGUCGGUGGCACCCAGUGCUGGCCGCCAUGAGCUCGAGGCCACUGGUGGUUCGCCCUCUUCGCCCUCUUCGCCGAUUGUCUCGGACCCGAGUCUGCCUGAUGAUGUGACUCCUGCUGGCAGUGGCGCGAGCAGCCCCCAGCUGUCGGAUCACUUCCCGAUGGCGGGCAGCAGCCGCCUGGCCAGCGCAUCGCAUUCGCUGGAGCCUCUCCCACAGGUCACCGGCUCCCAUCACCAUCCUCAUCACCAUCCUCAUCCCCAUCCUCAUCAUCAUCAUCAUCAUCAGCAGCAGCAGCCCCAGGCGCACGUCCUGACUCACCUCCAAGCCCAGCAUGGGGUUGCUCUUGGCCCGGCAGCGGCUGAGCAGGGUGGAUCGCUGGCCGGUGGCUUCCACCACUCGCAUCACGGUCCAUCGCACCAUCAUCACGCGGGCGAUCUGGAUGCCGGCUCCCCUCCGAUGCGUGGUGCUUUCCUGUCGGAGCAUGGCGAUUCGCACCUGAUGGACCCGCAUCUGGGGCAUAUGCCUCCCGGUCCGCCGGAGUCGCACCAUCUUCAUCACCACUUGCACCAGCACCCCCACCAUUCAGGGCACGCGCACCAUCGUGUGUCCGGCAGCCAGCCGGGCCUCGAUGUUGGUGGGCAUGAUGGGGCCGACUUUGCCCCGGUCUCGGGAUCGGGCCUCCUUCGUCGCCCGACCACCCAUUCGCCCCAUAGCCCGGAUACCACAACUCGUGGCAUUUAUGGGCUCAUGUCAGCGGAUCAGGCGUCCGCGCCGCGGCGCUUUGCCGGCGACGCCCCGCACCAUGUAGUACACCCUGGAGGUCCGGCCGACCACCAUGCGCAGCACUCUCACCACCAUCACCACCACCAUCAUCGUCACUCGCAGCCGCAGCCGCAGCCGCAGCCGCAGCCGCAGUCACAGCCGCAGCACCAGCAACGUCAGCAGCGGUCUCUGCCGCCCCAGCAAUCGCAGGGGCACUUCGCCUCACAGGGGCAGUCCCACUUCCAGUCCCACCCGCAGGGGGACAUGCUUGUGCCAGCUUCCGCGACUGGCGGCUUUCCCGCUACGUCGCACGAUGGAGGGGCUCCGCUACAUGGUGCUCCGGGUGGCUUCGAGCAGCGCCAUCCCCUGGACUCCGGUGUUUCCGGUGCGGCAUAUCCUUCCAUGCAUCAUGGAGGUGUGCCGCCGGGCACCUCCAGAUCCGAGAUUGCCCCUGUCGGUGGUCCGGGCUUCCCGACAUCCCUGUCGGCCGAUCGCCGGGGGCCUGGCUUCCUUUCCGGGCCCGACAGCACGCAUUACCUAACCCCGAAUGCCACACCCGGCCCGAGUGAGCCGGCUUUUGGUGCCUACCCCCCGGCUGGCGGCCAUGGCGCUGCCCCGAGCGGCCCCGGACCCGACGUCUUCACCGACAUGCAUCAUCAUUCGCCCUCGAGCAGUAGCCCGGGUGAUGCCAAUCGCCUCCGUCAGCCGGACUCCUUCCGUCCACCGCAUCUUUACCCGCAGCAGCACCACUUCUCGCCACAUCCCCCGACGGGACAGCCCCAAUCGCAGCCCCAGUCGCAGCCACGGUCGCAGCCGCAGCCGCAGCCACAGCAGCAGCAGCAGCAGCGGCAGCAACAGCAACAGCAGCAGCAGCAGCCGCCGCCGCCGCCGUCGUCGGCACAUCACCAUCCGCUUCAGCAGUCGGCUUAUGGUGGGCCUGCCGGCACCAUGGGCUCCUAUCUGCAGGCUGGCCGCUCGGAUGCCCUGAUGUCCGUGGCCCCUGCCCAUGACCACCCGGAGGAGCAUCACCCGGCUGAGCUGGGCCCGACCGCCACCACGGAUCCCUCCCACCCGGCAAACUGCUACUUCACAUACCCCGGACAGGGGACGUCGGCUUCCUGCCUGCCGGGAGCCCCCGGGGCCCAGGCAGCUGGGCACUAUUCCGACUUCCUGCCAGGGCCUCCGGGAUCCGCCGGUGCUCCCCCUGGCACUUUCCCUGCCUUUUCGCCAUCGAUGCCAGGCACCAUUCCCUCGCCCAACACACCGGCCCUUUCGUCAUCGGUGCUCGGCGAGGAAGCCCCGGCAGACGUGGUCAUGGUCGAGCCGGCGCGCGCGCCGAUCGGUUCCAUCAUCACCGGCCCGAUGACCGGCUCGCCUCUCUCCGAGGUGGCCUCUUCGUCCCCGCACUCCGGGCAGUCUUUCUACUCGGAUGCCGUGCCUUUCAUCGGGAGUGCGUCUGGCCUCCUGAUCACAAGCACCGUGGCUCCCGUCUCGCCUCCCAAUGGCAAGGAUCUUCCUUGGCCCGAGGUGUCGCGGGUCAUCCCCCGCGAGGGAUCCAUCCGUGGCGGUGUCGAGGUGACCGUCCUUGGGCGCAACUUCAUCGACGGCGUCACCAUCAACUUCGGCUGCUCCCAGGCCAUGGUGCUGCAGGUGUGGAGUGACACGACGCUCAUCUGCCUGCUGCCCCCGGCGGCUGAGCCGGGCGAUGUUCCCGUAGAUGUGACCCUCACUCAGGCGGCCCUUGAAGGGCUCCAGCGCACGGCCCUGUCGGCUCCUGGUGCCGAAACCUCGCCCUCUCCAUCGAUCCCGGCCUCGACGGCGCCUGGAGACCCUCCGGCCGACUCGCCCCCGGGUCCUGGCCCGAGCAAUGUCCCCGACGCCAAUGCCCGCGAGAUUGUCCUUUUCAGCUAUCGCGACGACAUGGACAAGGCCCUCAUGGAGCUGGCCCUACGGGUGAUCGGCGUGAAGGUCAAUGAGAAGCCCGAAAAUUCGAGCCAGGUAUCUGCCAUGAUGUCUACCUUGUCAAACUUCCUCAAGAGCGGCUUCCCAUUCCUCAACACCGGGGGUGGUGCUGGUCCCUCCGAUGCGAGCGAGCCCAUUGAGGAGAUCCCCGACGAGCAGGUGGCCGAGCAGGCCCACAAGCAUGUGGCCGAGUCCACCGACGCGUCUGCUGAUUCCGAUGCCGCGAGUGACGCCGGGAUUGGCGAUGGCUCGUCCGCCACUUCGACGCCUCCGCCACGCGCUGGACGCCCCCUCCGGCGGAGUAACUCCUUCUCCUCGAUCCACUCUGGCAGUUGUGCCAGUGGCACCACCGACUCCGGCCCGGGGGCAUUGGAGCGUUCGCGGUCCUUCGACACUUCGCUCCUGGAUCUGGACCUGGUGGACCUGCAUGGCGGCGUCCUGUCAGAUGACUCCUCUGCCCCGCAAACCCCCCGGACCGAAGGCCAGUCGAAUCCCUCCGAGGCUUCCCCCCCGUCGCGACUGCCUCCUGGCAUGGAAAUCGGCGGCGGCCAGGACGAGGAGACCAUCCUGCGGGCCCUUUCCGCGGCUUAUGGUUUCCGGACCUUCGGUCUGCCCUUCGAGCACCGGUCCACGUCCGGGCAUACGCUCCUCCACAUGGCCGCCAUCAGCAACUACUUCAGACUCUGUUGGUUCAUCCUGGAGCGGGCCUUCUCGUCGGAGGUCCUGCACGCGGUGGACUUCUAUGGCCGGACGCCUCUGCAUCUGGCGAUCAUCCAUGACCAUCCGGUUGUGGCGACCCUCUUGCUGUUUGCCGGGGCCGAUGCCUUUGCCACUGAUGCCUAUGGGCGAACUUGCCUGCAGUAUGCCGCUGUGGGGUCGCGUUGCCGGUCGAUCCUGGCCCGCAUGCUUGCUCGGUCGGAUUCCCCCCUGCACGCGGCGCGUCUCGGCACGAGCCCCAGGUCGGCCACCUUUGCGCGCUUGCGCUCCGAAAUCCACGCCCUGCCGGAGCUCUUUGGCUCGGUCCCGGCCCUGCCGGCCGAGGCACGAGUUGGUGGCCCUGUCACUGCCACAACGGUCGCCGCUCAUGGCCUGGCCGCCGACGCCAAUGUCCGGCGGCCGAUCGGGGCGGCCUCCGGCGCCGGGCCCACCUCUCCGGAGGCCUUCCUUCAGGAGAUGAAGUCCUUCAUCGACACGGUGGCCGAUCGGGUGUCGAGUGUCUUCCAGCCGAUUGGAGCCAGCUCGCUCAGCCUCUGGGACGAUUACAGUUCCCUGGUGUCGGUCCAUGCGGUGGACCUUUGGCAGUUGGCUCUCGGCAAGCUGUCCAGCAUCCCCUCCUCGGUGGUGACUUCUUGGUCGGAGAAUCUGGCCUACUAUUUGCGCCAGCAGCAGCAGCAGCAGCAGGCCCAGGCCACGGGCGGUGUGUCGGCAGAAUCCGACACAUCCCCCGCCAACCCCGCGGCCGGGACCCCGGCAAGUGCUGAGGGUGCUGCUGCUGGGGCUCCCGCCACAUCCACCCCGCCCGGUUCCACCAAGCGCCCAAUCUCCCCGGCGCGACUGAUGAACUUCCUCUAUGCACUGGCGCUGAGUCCGUCAAGCAAUCCGGCUGCUGCUUUGCAGGCCGCCCGCCAGGCAGCUGCCAUCGAUUCCGCUGCCACUCCUGUCGCCUCUGCCACUGCCACUACCACUGCCACUACUACUGCUACGGCUGCUGGUGCUGCUGGUGCUGCUGCUGCCGCGGCCGCUCCCGCGACCAAGUCUCUUCACACGCCACAGCAGCAGCAGCAGUUUGUCCGUCAAACGGUCACAAUCGAAAUGCGGCCCGGCCGCAAGCGCGAUCGGAUGCUUUUCAACUUCUGGGUCCCCAUGCUCAUUUCCUUCUUCGGUAUCAUGUUCCUCCUCAAGCUGGUCCCCUUCCUUUAUCAUAGCUACCACUCGGCCAUGGUUGGGAGGACCGCCGCGGUCUCCGUUGCCGACAAGCUGGCUGCCGUACCGGCCUCGACGGCGGCCGCCGUCGAGCAGGCCGCCACGAGCGUGGUCGAGAAGACCUCCGAGCAUGCUGGCAUUACGUCCUUCGUAUCCGACACUGUCUCGCGCUUGAUGGAUCUCUUCCAUAGCCAGGCGCCGAUCAUUGCCACCUAGCAUUUACGUUGGCGGCUUUCCUUUCCUUGUAUCCAAUCAACCGAUCCCUCUGUGGGAGGGACGAAUGCAAAUGCAAUUGCUUGUAGAUUACCUCUUCC
Fonticula alba is the source of this 6736-nucleotide messenger RNA. RefSeq lists its product as hypothetical. The coding region runs from base 105 to 6638 and encodes 2177 amino acids. Gene Ontology annotation, biological process: regulation of transcription by RNA polymerase II. The transcript is spliced from 8 exons. Lineage: Eukaryota; Rotosphaerida; Fonticulaceae. Gene Ontology annotation, molecular function: RNA polymerase II cis-regulatory region sequence-specific DNA binding. The record is from RefSeq and is a predicted model, not a curated record. Gene Ontology annotation, cellular component: NURF complex.